UAGAUGGAAUCAUGGAAGGAAACUUUACAAAGAAAGCACCCUCCUUUCCUCUUAAUGCCCUUGUCUUCCCCAGAACUCCGAAUCGGCCAUGGCGGCGACCGGUGGAGAAAUCAAGAAAUCAGCAAGACUCGCGAUGAUGGAGAUCUCCAACAUGCUCUCCGUUCCCAUGGCCCUCAACGCCAUCGUCCGCCUCAACGUCCCCGAAGCCAUCUGGCAAUCCGGAUCCAACUCCCCUCUCACCGCCGCCGAAAUCCUCGCCCGUCUCAACCCUCCUCCUCCCUCCUCUGCCUCCCCUUCCAACCUCCAGCGCCUCCUCCGCCUCCUCUCAAGCCACAACGUCUUCUCCGAACACCUCGACGGCGGCCAUCGCCGAUACAAUCUCACCGAGAUCGGCCGGACGCUGGUCGCCGAUGACGAUGAGGCCAACGGAGGCGUAUCGUAUGCGCCAUACGUAUUACAGCACCACCAGGACGCGCUGGUGCGUGCGUGGCCGCGGCUGCACGAGGCGAUCCUCGAUCCGGACGGACCGGAGCCGUUCUCGCGAGCGAACGGCGGCGUGUCGGCGUAUGCGUACUAUGGAGGAGACGAUGCGGCGAAUGAUUUGAUGCGGAGGGCGAUGUGGGGGGUUUCGGUACCUUUCAUGGAGGCGUUUCUUGAUGAGUACGGCUUGGCCGGGGGAUUGGAAGGUGUUGGGACGAUCGUGGAUGUUGGGGGAAGUUCAGGGGCAUGCCUUCAGAUGAUUAUGCGAAGGUUUCCUGCGGUGAAGACUGGAAUCAAUUUCGAUUUGCCGGAGGUUGUCUCCGGGGCGCCGGAGUUUCCCGGCAUAAUUCAUGUCGGCGGCGAUAUGUUCAAGUCCAUCCCCAGCGGCGAUGCCAUAUUCAUGAAGUGGGUGUUGACGACAUGGACGGAUGAAGAGUGCGGGUUGAUACUGAAGAAUUGCUACAAUGCUCUGCCGGCCGGGGGGAAGUUGAUUGCCUGCGAGCCAGUGCUGCCGGAGGAGACGGACAGCAGCCGGAGAACUCGAGCCCUGCUCGAAGGCGAUAUCUUUGUGAUGACCAUUUAUCGCUCGCAGGGAAAGGAGCGCACGGAGGAGGAAUUCAAGCAGCUGGGUUGCUCUGCUGGAUUUCCCAACUUCAGAGCGCUUUAUUUUGAUCCUUUUUAUACUGUUCUUGAGUUCCAGAAGUGAGAAAGCUUGCUGCUUUCAGCCUCUCUACUCUGUUCCUCAGCUUCAGAUUUAUCUUAAAACAUUGGUGAGUGAGCAAUCUACUAAAUUUAACUCACAAUAGCUUUGAUGAAAUGUUAUUGCAGUAUGAGUAAUUGCUUUUGUUUCGGUUUUUGGCGGA
Molecule: messenger RNA, 1343 nt
Organism: Phalaenopsis equestris
Lineage: Eukaryota; Viridiplantae; Streptophyta; Magnoliopsida; Asparagales; Orchidaceae
Product: caffeic acid 3-O-methyltransferase
Exons: 1
Coding region: 89-1186 (365 amino acids)
Biological process (GO): methylation
Molecular function (GO): O-methyltransferase activity; protein dimerization activity; S-adenosylmethionine-dependent methyltransferase activity
Source: RefSeq, a predicted model, not a curated record